AUGACCGCUACUGCAGAGGCCGACAGGCCAGUCGUCGAUGAGUCUGCCGAUCUCAAAACUGCCGCUGUCGCGGCAGCAACAGCCACCGAACGUCACGCACCCACCACAGAGGAAAGCGAUCUCCAGGCUGAAAGUGAAGGCGAUUUCCCCGAUGACGAUUCAGCGAUCGGCGAUGAUUCUGCAAGUAGCACCGCUUCUAUUAAUUCCAGUAUUAUGCAGUAUCGAACCGAGAAUGGAAGAACUUAUCAUUCUUUCAGAGAGUCGAUCAAUUAUGUCCUUCCUAAUGACUCGUCUGAGCAAGACCGUCUUGACCUGCAACAUCAUCUUUUCACACUUACCCUUGGCGGCAAGCUCUACCUGAGCCCUCUAGGAGAGAACGGUAGACCGGUAGGACGAGCUCUUGAUGCAGGAACAGGAACAGGUGUAUGGGCAAUCGACUUUGCCGAUAACCACCCUGAAACCACGGUUCUCGGAAUCGAUCUCAGCCCAAUCCAGCCAAACUUCCUGCCAACGAAUCUCGAAUUUCAAGUCGAUGACCUCGAAGACGAAUGGACAUAUUCCUACAAAUUUGACUUUGUCUUCGGCCGCAUGCUAACAGGCUCUAUCGGCGACUGGCCCAAGUACUUUCAACAAGCAUAUGACUCCCUCAACCCAGGCGGUUGGGUUGAAUGUCAAGACAUCACUUUCCCUGCCGGCUGCGACGACGGCACGCUCGCCAAGGACUCGUACAUCAACCAGUGGUCUGAUCUUAUGACAGAAGCGGCAAAGAAUUUUGGAAGGUCUGCUAUCAGCGCGAAAUCGUACAAGCAGCAGAUGAUUGACGCUGGAUUCGUUAAUGUUACGGAGGUGGUGUACAAAUGGCCUACUAACCGAUGGCCCGCGGAUCCCUAUUACAAGGAGCUUGGCUUCUGGUGCAACCAUAAUAUUGCUGGCGAACUUUCCGGUCUCUCUAUGGCUCUUUUCACGAGAGGUCUGGGUUGGAGUCCUGAAGAGGUUGAGGUUUUCUUGACCAAGGUCAGGUCUGAUAUGAAGGAUCGACAUAUCCACGCUUGGUGGCCUAUACAUGUUGUCUAUGGACAGAAGCCAGAAAUUUGA
Molecule: messenger RNA, 1095 nt
Organism: Fusarium coffeatum
Lineage: Eukaryota; Fungi; Ascomycota; Sordariomycetes; Hypocreales; Nectriaceae
Exons: 10
Coding region: 1-1095 (364 amino acids)
Molecular function (GO): methyltransferase activity
Source: RefSeq, a predicted model, not a curated record